UCUGCAUUGACCAGAGGGAGUAUUUUUUAUGACAUUCAUUACUCUGCAUUGAUUAUUUGAAACUUUUUCACACAUUUAUAAAAUCAAAUCAUAUCAAUAUAUUAGUUCCUAAAUAUUUCUAUAGAUAUCGACAAAUGUAAAAAAGUGUGUAUAAAUUAAUUCCUUACUUUUUUUUUUUGACCAGAUUAUUAUGUAUAAAACGCAAGCCUCAUUGUCUAAAUCUUACAGUUCUUUUAUUUUUCUCUUGCAAUUUUUCAAGAAUGUUUUCACAAAAUAUGUUUUUUGCAAAACCCUCCACUUCAUCAAUCUUAAUCCGACCGGUGUGGUCAUUCAAUCUCGAAUCAGAGUUCAAACUCAUCCGGUCAUUCGUGGAUUCACAUCCGAUCAUUUCAAUGGACACCGAGUUUCCCGGCGUCGUCAUCCUCCCUGACGGCAUCACUGACUUAUCAUCUUACCACCGAACCCCUGCUGCCCACUACUCUGUCCUCAGGGCGAAUGUUGAUAGUCUUAAUAUCAUCCAAGUCGGUCUGACUUUAUCUGAUUUUGAUGGUAAUCUUCCAAAAUUGAGAAAUGGAAACUCUGAGGAGUCUCUGAUUUGGGAAUUCAAUUUCAGUGAUUUUGACUUGGAGCGUGAUAUUCACGCGCAUGAGUCUAUUGAAUUGCUGAAGAGUCAGGGGAUUGAUUUUGAGAAAAACAAGGAAUUUGGGAUUGACUCUAGGAGAUUUGCUGAAUUGAUGAUGAGUUCUGGACUUGUGUGUAAUGAGGAGGUUAGCUGGGUGACAUUUCAUAGCGGUUAUGAUUUCGGAUAUUUGGUGAAGGCGUUGACUCAAUAUGCUUUGCCUGAAGAGCUUGCUGAGUUUCUGGUGCUGGUUAGGGUUUUCUUUGGGGAGAGUGUUUAUGAUGUGAAGCAUUUGGCAAAGUUUUGUGAGGGGUUGUAUGGUGGUUUGGAUAGGGUUGGGAAGAUGCUGAAUGUGGAUCGGGUUGUUGGGAAGACUCAUGAGGCGGGUUCUGAUAGUUUGCUGACUCUUCAUGCUUUUAGGAAGAUCAAGGAAGUUUACUUUGGGAAUGAUGAUGGUCAACUGAUGAAGUAUGCUGGUGUGUUGUAUGGAUUAGAAAAUGUUGUUUGAUGAAAUAUGUUUGUUGUUGUAGAUUGUGUGUUAUGUUUAUUUUCGACAUAAAGUGAAAAUUAUAUGUUAUUAAUGAAAUUGGAUGGAUUUUCUUUUAUUAUGUGAAUUAUAUAUAUGUAUGUCUUUGCAACUGAUCGAUCUCCCGUGCAAAUUUUUGGUACUAAUGUUUUUGAAUUUUGAUUAAGAUUAUGAAAUUGCUAGGAAUUGAGUUUUUUAAACUAUUGAGUGUUAUGUACUAAUGGUUAAUUCUUGAUGCUUUUUUGCUUGAAAUCAAUUAGAAAGAUUUGGAUUCGGGUGCUAAAUACUAAAUAGAUUGUUGUGAUUCGUUUUAUAAAAUAGAAUUUUCAUUGAGGAGACAAAUUUCAUCCUUUUUAAGGAAAUAAGUUUCGCUCCUGGGCAAGUAGUAGUUAAUUAUUUGCUUGAAUGAAAGAUAUAGCAGGGCAAAAAAGAUUUGCAUCUUUCACAAUUUCAUAAUAGAGUUGUUAUGGUAUGAUAUUUAACAAAACAUUGUGUGGAAUAACGACGGAUAUAAUUAGAACCUUGAUGAUAUUUAAUGUGAUGCCCUAAUGUAGAAUGUGGAUUGAACUAACCAUCUAUUAAUUUUUCGAUCUAUCAAGUUAGAGUAUAGUAUUCUGGCAAGUGAUAUUUUUGCGGCUCAGUUUGGGAAUGCUUUUUGAUUUUCCCGUUACUUCUUAAGUUCUGAUCAGUGCUACGGUGUCGGUGAGAACUGUCCGGAUAAUUACAGGCUUACUACAUGUGAGAAUGUCUCUAUGUAGUCAAAUUCAGGUUGUGGAUGAAAUUCAUAGUGUGUACAAGUUCGCGGUAAGUUUGAAAACUGUGACACACCAGUUUGUUUCAUUUUCAGAAAGCUGCAAAUUAGGAUAGCUAAAGAACACUGCAAACGCAGCAAAAAAUGUUUGCAGCGGUUGAAGAUGGAAGGAAAAAAUUUGAUAGAGCAAGCCAGCAUGAACAAAGCUCAGCAGUGGCAAAACUUAACAAAUUGACAAAGCAUCAUUUGUCAUAAUUCAGAAGAGUCUCAUCUUUUCAACCAGGACAACCGAAGCUGAAAACAUUGAAGCGAACAUGCCAACAAACUCAGGAAUCAUUCUUUGUAACAAAAGAAGAUGAAAGACAAUGACAGAGCAUGGAUCAUUCUUCAUUGUUCGAAACUGAGUGCAUGGGAAUGCUGUAUACAGUAUACAUCAAACUCAGCGAAUAUGGAUGAUUGCAGAAUAUGAAAGGAGGAAGCAUAAUAAGAAAACAAGAAGAAUGAAAAGGAAGAUGAAAGUGUUUUUUGAAGUGGGAAAAUUGUAUGCACUGGGAGAGGAAGACAAGUGUGUUCUGCCGCUUCCUGGGAUGAAAGGUUUGCAGUUUCAUCUUUAUUGUGGCUCAAUUUUUUGUUUUAUAACUGACUGUCAAUCACUUUUCUUGCUUAACAGAUAUAUCAUAUAUGUAUAAAUGAAACGAUAAUUUCUUUUGUUUGAAGCCUUUUAUUUUCAUUGUUUGUAGAAAGGCAGGCCUAUCAGAAACUAUUGUGAACCCGGUAAUCAUCAAUUAACAACAGUAGACAAACCAUUUGCUUGUUCUGCACAUGGUGUUAUUUUUACCCAAAAACUUCUGUGUUGUGUAUCCAAUGCAUGCCCAUUGGUUCAUUAAUUUAUUUUUACAGUAUAUCAAAUGUACCAAUUUAAGGUAGUAUUUCAGUAUUUUUGAUUGUUUCUAUCUUUAAGUUGCAACAAUUGCCGCAUUAUUGAAAGAGCACAAAUGGAUAAUGUCAUUCAAUUGCAGCGUACCUUGGAUUUUGGAUGACUUCUAGUUUUUGUGAUACUAAAGCUGAAUGAUGGAAGAAAAUAGCAUGGUAGUAGCUCCAUUCAAUUGUAACAUGUUUCUAUGCUUUGGGAUGACUUCAUCGUAGGGCUGCGAAGAAGACUGCAUUUUGUUGUGUAGAGCAUAUACGAAAUUAAAACAAUCUCAAUCGGUUAUCUUUGCUAUGACAUCUUUAGAGCAUAUUGAAGAGGAACUUAAACUAUGCGAGGAUAAAAAUGAUACGCCGGAGCAGGUCUUCCAACGUGUGAGUGGAGUUCUUGAGGCGUGGCAGCAUGCUCGCCGAUCUGAUUCUAUUGCCGGCGCCGAAGGACAAAUGCAUAAUGCAGUUUGGCAGCCACCACCCGCCAGUUUCCUCAAAUGCAAUGUCGAUGCUGCUGUUUUCAUGGCGACAAAAAAGUUACACGCGAGCAUAUUAGCAAGAUGGAGAUGGAUGUUUGCUAGGUGCAAUGUCAGGCGUGUACAGGGCUGCCAUGACACCUUCUGAAAGAGAAGCCUGGGGACUUCUUCAAAGCCUCAAAUGGACUAUUUCAUUAGGACACCAUGAUGUGAUCUUUGAACUAGAUUGCAAAAUGGUUGUUGAUGAUAUUCAUUCGAACAAAUUAAACCGCUCGGAUCAAUCUUGCAAACUUGUAAAAGUUUACUUCAAAUUUAUAGCAACUAUGAAGCUGUUAUAAAUUGUUAAGUCACUUUUCUGGCAGGUGAUUGUUAAGUCAUACAUUCCCAGUCUUUUAAGUUGAUUGAAGCUAGAAUUAGAUAAUAUACAUAACAGUGUGUGUGUGUGAGCACAUAAUGUACAUAAUAGUGAUGAAAAACAAAUAUAUACAAGAUUAAAAAAAACAUAUUCAAUUUCUAAUUCAUAUUACAUGAGUAAUUUUUAUUAUAAUACUGGUUUUCCUAUUACAAGGACUCAACAAAAGUGAGAG
Molecule: messenger RNA, 3877 nt
Organism: Medicago truncatula (barrel medic)
Lineage: Eukaryota; Viridiplantae; Streptophyta; Magnoliopsida; Fabales; Fabaceae
Product: probable CCR4-associated factor 1 homolog 11
Exons: 2
Coding region: 261-1127 (288 amino acids)
Cellular component (GO): CCR4-NOT complex
Molecular function (GO): poly(A)-specific ribonuclease activity; nucleic acid binding
Source: RefSeq, a predicted model, not a curated record